Messenger RNA from Anthonomus grandis grandis, 1781 nucleotides. RefSeq lists its product as uncharacterized. The record is from RefSeq and is a predicted model, not a curated record. NCBI's taxonomy places the organism in Eukaryota, Metazoa, Arthropoda, Insecta, Coleoptera, Curculionidae. The transcript is spliced from 4 exons. The coding region runs from base 563 to 1762 and encodes 399 amino acids.
UUCUGAAGUUUCCAAAUGCUCUAUUAAUUCAUUCUUUGAUAGUCUGGUCAGCAGUAAUUUUUUUUAAAAAUUUUGAGGUGUCAAAAUACUUUGGCUAAUACUGUAAAAGUAGUUUUUCUGUAACACCUUGUAUCAUUAACUAAUUUUUUUUUGAGAGAGCCUCUGAUGAAUAAAUGACAUUUCUUUCUUUAUUAAAGGUGAACCGGAGAUAUUAAGGAUGGAUUAUUUAAAUGUGCCUUCAAAGAAAAAAUGUUCUGUGCCCAGUUGUCCUGGUUCACGUGUUAUGCACCGAUUUCCUCAGGACCCAGCUCGGUUACAAGUUUGGCUCAGUCGUAUUAAUAAUCCAGAACUUACAAUAUUAAAUCCUGACACUUUGUACAGUAAUCGAAGAGUCUGUAGUUUGCACUUUGAACAAAAUUGUUAUGUUCCGAACUGUGGGAGGAAACUGUUAUAGCAAGAAGCUUGGCCUUCUUUACAGUUAAAUGCAGUUGAUGCAAGUAACUCUGCAGAAGCCGGUGAAUUGAUAUCAUUGGAACAAGUAAACACCCCUAAAACGCAGCAUAUGAUUGAAAACUAUGAACCAUCAAAAGAGUCAAGUGAAUCCCAACCAAAAUCUAUUGCUACAGCUUCUGGAGCUGUUUAUAAAACUCCUUUGAGAUCAAGAAUUUUACAAGAAGUUAAUGUUACUCGGCAAGUCAUGUUAACACCAAAAGCAAGACAUUUGUAUAAAAGGGUGAUUAAAACGUCAAAUAAAAUGAUACAGUUGAGGAGUAGAAUGAAAAGUUUCCAGGAGAGGUUAAAUGAAGCCAAAAGAGUCGCCUCUCAAUUUGACGGUCUAUUGGAAAAGGUUAAUAAACCUACCUAUAAUUUCAUAAUGUCACAAAUAAGAACCCAGAAACAAAAACCAAAAGCCCGAAGAUUUACUUUGGAUGAAAAGAUUUUAUGCCUCAGUAUCUUAAAGGCAAGUGGAAAGGGCUAUAGGCUCCUGGCAAAGGUGUUCACUUUACCUUCAAAGACAACUUUAACGAAUCUGUUGAGUAAAAUUCGUUUAUCAGCAGGUAUAAAUAGCCACCUAAUAAAAUCUUUAAAAGAAAAAGUAAAGAAGCUCAAAGAAGUCGAUCGGACGGCAAUUAUAAUAUUUGAUGAAAUGUCUAUUAAUAUGGGGUUGACUUAUAACCAAAAGGAUGAUUGCAUAUAUGGCUUCCAUGACUUAGGAGACAAUAACAGAAAAGCAUUACUGUCUAACUAUGCCAAUGUUGUCAUGGUCAAAGGAGUAUACAAACAUUGGAAACAACCAUUAUGUUUUACUUUUAGUAAUGGGCCAAUAACUACAUUUGAAUUGAAAAGUAUCAUCAAAAAGGUAAUUGGAACAUGUCAAGAAGCAGGUCUUGAUGUUGUGGCAACAGUCUGCGAGGGGUCAGCCAAUCAAGCUGCGAUCAAAAAUCUUAUUGAUGAGUCUAAGGUAGAUUUUUUGAGGAGAAAUGAAGAAUAUCGACAUUUUGGCUUUUUUGUUAAUGGGAAGGAAAUAGUUCCACUUUUUGACCCACCACAUUUAAUAAAAGGCAUAAGGGACAAUCUAUUAACUAAAGAUCUACACUUCAUUAAGGAUGGCGUUAAAAGAGUGGCUAAGUGGGAGCAUUUAGAACAGUUUUAUAUGUUGGAUGCAGAAGAUGAAGAUCAAAUUUGCAGUAAUUUGACUGAUAGCCAUUUUCAGGGACAAAAUCAACAAAAUGAAGGUGAAAUGUUGUACCCAAGUUUUUAGCAAUCGUGUUGGAAGUCUA